Dichotomopilus funicola is the source of this 1050-nucleotide messenger RNA. RefSeq lists its product as uncharacterized. The record is from RefSeq and is a predicted model, not a curated record. Gene Ontology annotation, biological process: fatty acid beta-oxidation using acyl-CoA dehydrogenase. Gene Ontology annotation, cellular component: mitochondrion. Gene Ontology annotation, molecular function: electron transfer activity; flavin adenine dinucleotide binding. The coding region runs from base 1 to 1050 and encodes 349 amino acids. Lineage: Eukaryota; Fungi; Ascomycota; Sordariomycetes; Sordariales; Chaetomiaceae. The transcript has a single exon.
AUGCUGGGGGCCGGCCGCCGGGCAUUCUCGGCGCUCUCCCGCCCGACACUGCGCAAUGCGACGACUUCGACCCUCUUCCAGUCCCCGGCCGCACUCCGCCGUCUCCUCUCCGCCCUCGCCAUCCUAGAACAGCGCGAAGGCAAGCUCAACACUGGCUCACUUAGCGCCGUAACCGCCGCUCAAAAACUCGGAGGCUCUGUGCACGGCUUUGUCGCCGGUAGCAGCAUCAAAUCCGUCGCCGACGAGGCCGCCAAGGUUGAGGGGCUCGAAAAGGUCAUCGUGGUGGACAGUGCGGCGUAUGACAAGGGCCUGCCGGAGAACUAUGCGCCACUGCUGGUAGAAAACAUCAAGAAGGGCGGGUACACGCACGUGGUUGCGGGCAAUACGGCGUUUGGCAAGAACGUGUUGCCGCGGGUGGCCGCGCUGCUGGAUUCGCAGCAAAUCUCAGAUAUCACGGCUAUCGAGGACGACAAGACGUUUGUGCGGCCGAUUUAUGCGGGCAACGCGAUUGCCACGGUCGAGUCGUCGGAUGCGGUCAAGGUGAUUACCGUGCGGGGCACGGCCUUCCCGGCCGCGGCCAUCGGCGGUGGCUCGGCGGCGGUGGAAGACGGUGUUGACCCCAAGGUGGAGAGUCAGACGGAAUGGGUGUCGGAGGACUUGGCGACGUCAGACCGGCCGGAUUUGGCGACGGCGGGUAAAGUGGUGUCAGGUGGGCGGGGUUUGAAGUCGAAGGAGGAGUUCGACAAGAUCAUGAACCCCCUGGCGGACUCGCUGGGAGCCGCGGUGGGUGCGUCACGCGCGGCAGUCGACAGCGGGUACGCGGACAACAGUCUGCAGGUGGGCCAGACCGGCAAGGUGGUAGCGCCGCAACUGUACCUGGCCGUGGGCAUCUCGGGCGCGAUCCAGCAUCUGGCGGGUAUGAAGGACAGCAAAGUGAUCGCGGCGAUCAACAAAGAUGCGGAUGCGCCGAUCUUCCAGGUGGCGGAUGUUGGGUUGGUGGGGGAUUUGUUUGAGAAAGUGCCGGAGCUGACAGAGAAGUUGAAGGCGUAG